AGAACCGAGCUGCACAGGCCAUUUCUAAAGCUACAUGAAUGUCGAUUUUUUUUUAAAACCUUGUUCGCAAUAUGUUUAUUAUAUCUUGCACUUGAACAACAUUCCUGAUGAUAUCGCUGUACUUUACAUUAAAAAAAAAUCACUUGUCAGGCGAACGACGUGCUAAGCUCGUCGUGGAGGAUAAUGUUUAGAGACACGUGAAUUUCGCGGAUUCAUUUCGUGUUAUGCUAAAAUUCAAAUAAUUAUACCUUAGUGCUGCUUCUGUCAUUGGUUCUCUGUUAAUCUGGAGGACUGAGGGGCCAAUUAGAGACCCUCAUAGAAAUGUCGAAUCACAGGCCACCCAAGUCGAGACGACUCACAAGUCAGCAGCCAAUGAACAGUUGGCAUUUGCCCGAGUGUGUAGAGGAUAUUGGAGUCUAUCCUGGAGGUCUCUAAUAAUGUUUCCAGUUCCCCCCCCUCCCCCUCUAAGCGCAAGAAUCUCGCCUGUCUUGGUGGUCUCUGACGUUCAGUCGGCCGAUACCGGCUGCAAGCAAGAAACAGUCUGCUUGCAGAGUGCCCAGCUGGGUUCUCGACAUCCAGGCAGAUGGCAACCAGGAGCCCAGCUGAGCCCUCUGGCACGUACACUUAAGAGUGGGGGUGGCAGUCUGACCAAUCACAGUUCACAGCAUUGGCGUAGCGGUGUUGAUAUAGUUGGGGGGGACAAAUAAUGAUUUGGAUGUCAUGUAAACCCCAUUCCCCUCUUACUAAGACGGGGGGUCCGGGGGUCCUCCACCGGAAAAUUUUGAUUUUAAAAGUGCAAAAUAGCACUUUUUAAGCAGUUUUUGUAUCUAACCAUUGGAUACAUCGAUGUUAAAAUUAUUAUUGUUUCCUUAAGAUAAAAUUUGAUGCGUGAAGAAAUUACAAAUAAAGUUGGGCAGAAUAAUAUUAUAAAAUAAAAAUAUCACGGUCUAGAAAGUUGGGGGGACAGUCCCCUCCACCCAAAAAGUUCAGGGGGACACGUCCCCCCUGUCCCCCCCCGGUUCCUACGCCCCUGGUUCACAGCUGCCAUAUGUGAGUUAUAACCCUAUGAGGAAUACGUUUCAUCAUUAUGACAAACAGGUUAAAACUGAUUUUAAAUUUUAAUUAACUUUGGUGAGCCCUAAUCUUCAUGAAAUAAAUUAUGGCUGUAUACUUUCAAAAGUGUAUAAAAAAAUUAAUACAUUUUUUUUUAGCAUUAGCAAAACUUUUUAUGUGUUUUAAUCAGUAGAAUUGACAUUGGAAAGGAACAAUCAAUGUAAACAGUUUUGUUUAGUUCAAGUUUGAAGGCUGCCUGUGGCUUUAUUUAUUCUUUGGUGAUAGUUAUGAAAUUGCAAACAACAAAAGAGAAAUAUUUUUUGGCACUACAUGAAUAGUAUCAAUAAUUUUCUUUAAUGUCUUAAUUUCAUAGUGCUAGGUUUUUUUUAUUGUUACAGCACACAAGUUUUGUUCUAUAAACGUAAGCUGAGUCGCAGACAUGGACUUGCUUUACAAAACGCUCGAUGAAAGCUUGAAGGAGAUUGAAGCCAACGACGACAGCUCGACCGAGACGGAUGUGAUAGCCGGAGCAGAAAGUAACGGGGAAAGCUUGGGGGAGUUGGUGAAACUGGAAACUCUGAUAAAACAGCUCAUUUUGGAGCCGGUGUUUGACGUUGUGCUCCCUGACGUGCAAAAUCCUCGCCUAUUACAUCCUGAUACUAGUUUUAUCGAUCCAACUUUUAUAGAAAUUCAUGAAGAAAUAGAUGACUACAAGCUCCCAGAACUAUCACAAGAUGUUUACAAAGACUUUUCAUUUAAAAGUUUUAUAGAUGUGCCGGAGGAGCCUGAUCGACUGAAAGUGGGAAGUUACCUGGAAAUGUGUAGGAUGCUCGACACUCCGCCCAUCUCGAAGGUCAUCAACUCCCUCGAGAAGGAAACCAUGAACCUGAACCACCACCGCGUGGACACAAACGCGAUGAGAGCGAUAAUGGAAGUGCUCAGCUCGAAUCCGUCCGUCAAGCGGCUGGAUCUGAGCCACGUCGUGCUGGAGCCGAGAGCCGCGUACUUCCUGGGCGAGAUCCUGCUGUCGAACAACAACAUAGAGGAGCUGAAUCUCUCGUGGAGCAGGCUUGGCCCGGAAGGACUUGAGCAGUUGAAGACGGGUUUGAUUGAAUCCUGCGUCGGCAAGUUGGAUCUGAGCCACAAUUCUAUCGGGGACGAAGGAGUUCAGCAUCUGGCGGAUUAUUUGUAUGAAGAAAGUUACCUGAGAAGCCUGAUCUUGAAACACAAUGUAAUGAUGAAUGCGGGUCUGGGCGAGGCGUCGGCGAAGCUGCUCGCCGAGUCGCUGAGCGACUCUCGCCUGGAGGAGCUGGACCUGUCCUGGAACAACCUGUCCCGGGGCGAGGGCGCCCAGGCGCUGCUGGGCAGCCUCGCGGGGAACGGCCGCCUGUCGUCCCUCGACCUGUCGUGGACCGGCCUCGGCGGGGAGGCGGCGGGACUCGCGCUCCAGAACAUGCUCCAGAGCAAUAAGGUCAUGAGGCACCUGGACCUCAGCAACAACGUGCUGUCCUCGGAAGAAGCGAAGAUGAUGGGCGACGGUUUGGGCGGUAACGCCACGCUGGAGACCCUGAACGUUGGGCACAACCGCUUCACCCUCGCCGACUGCAAGACGCUGCUGAAGGCAGUUCCCGCGUCGGCCGUGCGGACGCUCGACCUGGGCAGCACGUGGGUCGACAAGGAGUUCCUGCAGAUGUUGGACAAAGUGUGGGAGGACCGGCAGGUCACUGUCAGGUUCGGCAAGGUCGCCGGAGACUACGUCAUCCACGGCCCAGACCUCAAGAGACUGCACCUGGUCAGUGCAAAGUUCGAAGCUCAGGCUCCCAAGGCUGUUAGAAAAAGACGAGAUUUUGGGCAAUUUUUAUUCCACUUAGGAGAUAGUCCUAUGCCGAAAGAAAACUUUGUUAAAAUGGUGAAAAAGGAAAAAAUUAAACUGGAUUCGAGCCUCGUACAGGCACUUGCGACAGUUUUCGCAGACGAGUCAGGUGUCAACGUUGAAGUCUUGGCAAUGAGAGAACUCUACCUGCAAAUGUACCCGGAGACAAUGCCACCUGCACCAAAAAAGCGUGCAAAGAAAAAGAAGGGCGCAAAGAAGAAGAAGAAGAAAACUGCAGGGGAUGCAUCCGAAAAGAAGGCACCCAAAAAGAAGAAGAAAUGAAGCAAAUGAUUGAGAAGGGCAUUAAAAUCAAAUAAGUGAUUUCAGAAGCAUCGAAAUAUGCAGUUGCCAUAAGAACUUUUGGAACUUAGUCAAAACAAGUAAAUUUGUUUCUUGAAAGAUUCUUGCCACUGCCAGUGGGGUAAGUUGUUAAGUUCCUUGCCAUCUUGAAUUUUUAUAUUGUUUGUUACAUUUUCAAUUUUAAGUUACGUAUUAAAAUUUUGUGUCAUGACAA
Bacillus rossius redtenbacheri is the source of this 3440-nucleotide messenger RNA. Its product is annotated as leucine-rich repeat-containing protein 74B-like. Bases 1493 to 3208 code for a protein of 571 amino acids. The record is from RefSeq and is a predicted model, not a curated record. Gene Ontology annotation, molecular function: protein binding. Lineage: Eukaryota; Metazoa; Arthropoda; Insecta; Phasmatodea; Bacillidae. The transcript is spliced from 10 exons.